Molecule: messenger RNA, 998 nt
Organism: Aspergillus neoniger CBS 115656
Lineage: Eukaryota; Fungi; Ascomycota; Eurotiomycetes; Eurotiales; Aspergillaceae
Product: SDR family NAD(P)-dependent oxidoreductase
Exons: 1
Coding region: 96-983 (295 amino acids)
Cellular component (GO): intracellular anatomical structure
Molecular function (GO): oxidoreductase activity, acting on NAD(P)H, oxygen as acceptor
Source: RefSeq, a predicted model, not a curated record
CUCAUCCUCUCCCUCCCUCCAACUUCACACCAACAACACCCAAACCCACCAUCACCUAAACAAAACAAAAUCAAAAAAUCCCACUGCCAGACACCAUGUCCUCCACCCUCCACCCCGUCUUCCACCCCGGUGCAACAGCCCUCAUCACCGGCGCCGCCUCAGGCAUCGGCCAAGCCACAGCCCGGUUCUGCCGCAUACACGGCAUGAACCUCGUCCUCAUUGACAACGACCAAGAAGCCCUCAACUUUGUAGCAUUAACUCUGCCCUCCACCAUCGUCCCCUUCAAGACCACAACGUCCGCCCACCACAUCGACGUCUCCAACCCUUCCGACUGGCAAUCCCUCCACGCCUCCAUCGCCCCCACCUACCCUAAUGGAAUCGACCUCCUCUUCCUCAACGCCGGCACCAUGGUCCAACCCACAGACGGCAAAACCGCCUGGACAGACCCAUCCUACUUCCAACGAACCCUCGCAGUAAACACACUAGGGUACACGAACGGCAUAGCCACAUUCCUCGACGACAUGACUCGUGACACUAUAUCCCCGCGAGCGAUUAUCCUGACGGGGUCCAAACAGGGUAUUACCAACCCGCCCGGCAACCCGGCGUAUAAUGCCUCCAAGGCCGCGGUGAAGAGUAUUGCCGAGCAGUUGAGUUAUAGUCUGUAUGAGAAACAUCCCAAUGUGGCUGUGCAUUUGCUGGUUCCGGGGUUUACGUAUACCGGAAUGGUGAGGAGGCAUUUUACGGAGAAGCCGGAUGGGGCAUGGUUUCCUGAGCAGGUGGUGGAUUUUUUGAGUCGGGGGAUGGCCGAGGGGAGGUUUUAUAUUGUCUGUCCCGAUGGUGAGGUCUCUGAGGAUUUGGAUAAGAGGAGGAUGUUGUGGUCGUGUGGAGAUGUGGUUCAUGGGAGGCCCGCGUUGACGAGGUGGAGGGCGGAUUGGAAGGAGCGGGCGGCUAUGGGGAUUGAGGAGAUGAAUAUUGGGGAGUAAUUGGUCUGGAUCAGU